Clarias gariepinus (North African catfish) is the source of this 1077-nucleotide messenger RNA. Its product is annotated as 4-galactosyl-N-acetylglucosaminide 3-alpha-L-fucosyltransferase 9-like. Gene Ontology annotation, cellular component: membrane. Bases 1 to 1077 code for a protein of 358 amino acids. Gene Ontology annotation, molecular function: alpha-(1->3)-fucosyltransferase activity. The record is from RefSeq and is a predicted model, not a curated record. The transcript has a single exon. NCBI's taxonomy places the organism in Eukaryota, Metazoa, Chordata, Actinopteri, Siluriformes, Clariidae.
AUGUUGCCCAAAUCAGGGUGCAAGUUGUGGCGUUGGAUGUGGUACAUGGCCUUGCUGCUUUUCGUCUUCCUGAUCGCUUUGCUCUACUACAGUCCGUCCUUUCGAUGUCUGACCCGAGAACUUAAAGCAUCCAUAAGAAACUCUGCACGCCAUCCUGUCUUGGUGCUCAUCUGGUUCUGGCCCUUUAACCGAACCUUCGAUCUUGACCUCUGCAGCUCCCAGUUCAACAUUAACAACUGUGUCCUAACAGCCGACCGGGAUGCCAUCUACGAAGCUGACGCCGUCCUGAUCCACCACCGCAACAUUGCUUUGGACGCAUCAAAUCUCCCACAGGAUCCUCGUCCGCCCCACCAGAAGUGGAUCUGGAUGAACUUUGAGUCCCCGUCGAACGCUCCCCAGAUCCCUGGCCUCGACGACCUGUUCAACAUCUCGCUGAGUUACCGCAAAGACGCCGACAUCAGCAUGCCUUACGGUUCUCUGGUUCUGCACGACCACCCGUAUAAGAACUUUACUGACUUUGUACCUGCACAAAAGGACAAGCUGGUCUGCUGGAUCGUUAGUAACUACAAUCCAGAACACAGGAGGUUGCAGUAUUACACGCAGCUCAAUAAGUACAUCCCGAUUCACGUCUACGGCAACAUGUUUGAGAAUCAGGUUUCUGAAGAGGAGUAUGAAAAAAUCAUCUCAAGCUGUAAGUUCUACCUGUCUUUCGAGAACUCCGUGCACAAGGACUACAUCACGGAGAAACUGUUCAAUGCACUGGAUCUGGGGGCGGUCCCCAUAGCCUUCGGCCCGUCCAGACAGAACUAUGAGUGCUUCGUCCCUGGAGACGCCUUCAUCCAUGUAAAUGACUUCCCAACAAUUAUGGCUCUGGCCAAGCACAUCUUACAUUUGCACCAAAACGAUGCCAUGUAUCUCAGGUACUUCAGGUGGAGGAGACGUUUCCGAGUAAAGAAGACUGUCUUCCCGGUGGAAAACACGUGCCAGGCUUGUGAGUACAUCCGACAGAACAGGCAGUACCAGGUGCUCACAAAUCUCUGUCAGUGGUUCUGGUAUACGAGCGAUGGACUCAAGUAA